GUCUUUUUAUAGGUUAUGUACAUUGUACACAAACUUCUCAAGUACCAGUUCUAACUUCCACACAAACAUGGGUAAAAAACGAAAGUUAAAAGAAUCCAAAGAAGACCAAUUCGAAUUCGAUCCUAUGCCCAAACACCUGGUUGUGGCGCAUUUAAAAAACCAAGAAAAACGUCUCAUUGUCAUCCUGGAAGGUGCACAACUCGAAACUGUUAAGGUGGGCAAUAAAUUCGAACUGUUAAACUGCGACGAUCACACGCACAUUUUACGCAGCAACAAUCGUGAUGUGGGAUCCUGUCGACCGGAUAUAACCCACCAAUGUUUAUUGAUGUUAUUCGACAGUCCUUUAAACAGGGCAGGACUAUUGCAAGUCUACGUGCACACGGCCAAUAACAUAUUAAUAGAAAUCAAUCCGCAAACGAGGAUACCCAGGACUUUUAAACGAUUCGCAGGACUUAUCGUGCAAUUGUUGCACAAGUUCUCGGUUCGUGCUGAAGACGGCCCUAAGUUAUUGAAAGUUAUCAAGAACCCCAUAACGGAUCAUCUGCCGGUCGGUGUGAAGAAAAUCGGUACAUCAUUUUCCUCGAAUUUAGUGAAGAAUUGUAGAGAUUUAGUGCCCAAAGAUGAAGAACCCAUCGUUUUCGUUAUCGGGGCCUUAGCCCGGGGUAGCAUUGACAUAGACUAUACUGAAGACACCGUUUCCAUUAGUAAUUACCCCCUAUCCGCAGCCCUAACCUGUACGAAACUUUGUUCAGCUUUCGAGGAAGUCUGGGAUGUUGUAUAAAUAGUAUAAGAUUUGUUAAAUGCGUUAUUUUUAAUAAAGCUGAUUUUAUAUCGGUG
Messenger RNA from Phyllotreta striolata, 837 nucleotides. NCBI's taxonomy places the organism in Eukaryota, Metazoa, Arthropoda, Insecta, Coleoptera, Chrysomelidae. The record is from the annotation of a GenBank genome assembly.